AUGGCCACUACUACCUUCGAUUCAAAUUUGCCAGUGACCGCGCAGGCACACAGAAAUUGGGUCGUGCAGAAGUUUGGUGGUACUAGCGUGGGCAAGUUCGCGCGCAAUAUCAUUGAGCAGGUCGUCCAACCCAGCCUCUUAAAAAACAGAGUCGCCGUCGUAUGCUCUGCGAGAAGCAGCUCUACAAAAGCUGAAGGCACAACCAACCGGCUGCUGCGGGCAGCGCGGGAUGCUGAACAUCCUCGUUCGCAGCAAUAUCUGACAUUGGUGGAGGCUGUUCGUUUGGAGCAUGUUCAAGUCGCCCAGGAAGAAUUGCAGUCGGCCGAAAUAAGAGAUCAAGUGAUUGCGGACAUCACCGGCGAAUGCGAACGAGUACUCAGGUUCCUUGAGGCCGCUCAGACCCUGGGAGAGAUUAGUGCGCGCUGUGUGGAUAAGGUGAUGAGCGCCGGUGAGAAGCUGAGCUGUCUGCUGAUGGCCGCUCUACUGCAAGACCGCGGGGUUGAUUCGCAGUAUGUGGAUCUUUCUGAAAUUAUUGAUUUCCCCAUUGGGCCCCACGGGUUGGACCAGGACUUUUAUAAUGCCCUGGCAGCGGCUUUCGGCAGCCAAGUUGAGGCCUGCGGACACCGAGUACCUGUUGUGACUGGGUACUUUGGUACCAUCCCCGGUGGUCUGCUCGAUCAGAUUGGUCGUGGAUAUACCGAUCUCUGUGCCGCCCUUGUGGCAGUUGGAACCCGCGCGGCGGAGCUGCAGGUGUGGAAGGAGGUGGAUGGUAUAUUUACCGCGGACCCGCGUAAAGUGCCAACGGCUCAUCUGCUCCCGGCCAUCACCCCUGCUGAAGCCGCUGAAUUGACCUUCUAUGGAUCCGAAGUCAUUCAUCCGUUCACCAUGGAGCAAGUCAUUCGCGCAAGGAUUCCUAUUCGCAUUAAGAACGUCAUGAACCCUAAGAACGAAGGCACUAUUAUCUUCCCUGACUCGGUGGCCGAACUGGAGAGAACUACACCAGGACAUGACCCACGCCUGUUCCGGACUCGGAGUCCCAGUCUUGCGAAUACAUCGAAACGCCCGACCGCAGUCACCAUCAAGCACAACAUCCUGGUGAUCAAUGUGCAUUCCAACAAGCGGUCGCUCUCCCAUGGUUUCUUUGCCGGUAUUUUCUCCGUAUUGGACAAGUGGCGCCUAUCCAUUGAUUUGAUCUCGACCAGCGAGGUCCACGUGUCCUUGGCCCUUCACUCAGAGAUGCCCCUUCUGAAUGGAAACGGACGGGAUGAGUAUCAGGUCAUUGACGAUGAUCUCCAGGGCGCAUUAAAUGACCUGGGGAAGUACGGAACUGUGGACAUCAUCCCUGAGAUGGCCAUUCUCAGUCUGGUGGGCAAGCAAAUGAAAAACAUGAUCGGGGUUGCAGGGCGUAUGUUCACCACUCUCGGCGAGAACAGCGUGAAUAUCGAGAUGAUCUCUCAAGGUGAGGAAAUAAUUGCUGAUCCCCACUCCUCUCCCCCCCCCUUCCCCUCCCCCUACCUUCAAAUCCUUAACUGGUACUAA
This is a messenger RNA of Penicillium digitatum Pd1, 1539 nucleotides long. Its product is annotated as aspartate kinase. NCBI's taxonomy places the organism in Eukaryota, Fungi, Ascomycota, Eurotiomycetes, Eurotiales, Aspergillaceae. Gene Ontology annotation, biological process: L-homoserine biosynthetic process. Gene Ontology annotation, cellular component: cytosol. The record is from RefSeq and is a predicted model, not a curated record. Gene Ontology annotation, molecular function: aspartate kinase activity.